Epithele typhae is the source of this 633-nucleotide messenger RNA. RefSeq names its product rab-type small GTP-binding protein. Gene Ontology annotation, molecular function: GTPase activity; GTP binding. Gene Ontology annotation, biological process: protein localization to plasma membrane; protein secretion; regulation of exocytosis. Bases 1 to 633 code for a protein of 210 amino acids. NCBI's taxonomy places the organism in Eukaryota, Fungi, Basidiomycota, Agaricomycetes, Polyporales, Epitheliaceae. Gene Ontology annotation, cellular component: endosome; plasma membrane. The transcript has 6 exons. The record is from RefSeq and is a predicted model, not a curated record.
AUGCCUCCUCCUCACUAUGACUUUCUGAUCAAGCUGCUUCUCAUCGGUGAUUCAGGCGUCGGCAAGUCUUGUCUGCUUCUGCGAUUCUGCGACGACGCAUGGACGCCCUCCUUCAUCACCACCAUCGGCAUUGACUUCAAGAUCCGCACCAUUGAGCUUGACGGCAAGCGCAUCAAGCUCCAGAUUUGGGAUACCGCCGGCCAGGAGCGUUUCAGGACGAUCACCACAGCUUAUUAUCGCGGAGCGAUGGGCAUCCUCCUCGUGUACGAUGUCACGGACGAACGCUCAUUCAACAAUAUCCGCACAUGGCACGCCAACAUCGACCAGCACGCGUCAGAAGGCGUCAACAAGGUUCUCAUUGGUAACAAGUCCGACUGGUCCGAGAAACGCGCCGUUACUGAGGAGCAGGGUCGUGAGCUCGCCAACGAGCUCGGCAUCAAGUUCAUGGAGACCUCGGCGAAGAUCAACGAUGGCGUCGAGGAGGCAUUCUUCACGCUCGCGAGGGACAUCAAGACCCGUCUCAUCGACUCACAGUCAGAUGCUGUGGGCGCUGGGCCUGGUUCACAAGGUGCCGAGGGCUCCGUCAAGGUCAACCAGCCCUCGAGCCAGCCUACACCAGGCUGUUGCUCGUAA